This is a messenger RNA of Penicillium longicatenatum, 1032 nucleotides long. RefSeq lists its product as uncharacterized. Lineage: Eukaryota; Fungi; Ascomycota; Eurotiomycetes; Eurotiales; Aspergillaceae. The record is from RefSeq and is a predicted model, not a curated record. The transcript has 2 exons. The coding region runs from base 1 to 1032 and encodes 343 amino acids.
AUGACUACUACCUCCGGACCAUACUCACCCACCAACUAUGGUCCACUGACAACCACCUUUACCCCUUCGCCCGGCUGUUUCACAGACAGGUGGAUCUCCCACGUUGCUUCGUCGCCAACUCUGGUGUGGGGACAAGAUUGCUGGUCAGGCAGUUUCUCAUACUCCGACCCCUUCCCAGCCGAGUCAUGUUGGCCGGAAGGUCUUUUGAAAGCCGAAACAUACAUUCUUGCACAUAGUAGGAACAUUCCCAACGUCAACCACGUCUUUUCACCUGGCACCAUUUGCCCUUCAGGAUGGACGGCGGCAUACACGUCUACCUACGGAUUAGGCAAAGGCACCUAUAAUCCCGGUAUCGCUUCUGUCACUAUGCAAUCGGAUGAUCUAAUGACAGCAUGUUGCCCCUCCGGAUACAAUCUAGGUCCCAGAUCAUGUUUUAAGUGGGUACAAACUCGUGGGGAGCUUCAAAGUUUGGGCGUGAAUUCAGACGGCGAAUGCACUACAGGGACUGUGGAAGCAUUCAGUGGAACUAUAGGGACCCACACAAACGUUGUCGCAACGCUUCAGGCGAGCCCUAUUUUUUUGAUCACCAACACGGCAUCGGCAUCGGCAUCAGUAUCGACGAGUAGCACAGCCGAUUCGCCGACAGCUGGCGGAAACACAACUGGCUUGUCAACUGGGGCCAAGAUUGCGAUUGGAAUAUGUGUCCCUGCCGGUGUCUUGCUCGUUAGCACAGCCUUGUUCAUAUUUUGGCACAGACGCAGAAAGUCGAAGGCAUCUGAUAAACCGGUCUCUGAGGCGCCUGCCUUUGGAGAUCCUGCCAGCGAGAAUGCUGUAUCUGAGAUGCCAGCUUCUGGUCCACAAGCAGCAGAGCUUUUAGCAAGUGAUCCGAAAUAUGGAACAUCAGAGUUGACAGGGUCACCGAGAGCGCCAAAGGAGAUGUCGGGUGAUGGUGUGUUCGAACUCCCCGGGGGGACUGAAAUAUCUAAGAAGGAGGAUGUGGACAUGCACGGGAAUGAUCCAUCGAAAGACUAG